AUGGCGGGUUUUCAGGCCCUGCCACCAGGGGUGAGGUUGACGGCAUCAGCAUUAAAGCAACAGGCGGCGGCUGCAGGUGGCCGAUCUGCAUUGCGGAUAUACUCCAACAAGAGCGCUGCUGUUAAUAGUGGAGAAGUGAUGAAUAGGCCGAUACCAGUCAUCGGGGAAACGCAGGACACUGCUACGACCCAGCUCAUGGACCUAUCGGGAAGAAUGAAGUUGAAACCGGACCACAGGGAUCGGCCGCUUUGGGUGUGUCCCGAUGGUCGCAUUAUUUUCGAGGCGGGUCUUCAUCCGGAUCUAUUCGGUCCGGUGACAGAUUUUCUCGUUGCUAUCGCUGAGCCUAUAUCGAGACCGUCGUGGGUUCAUCACUUCCAAAUCACAGUGUUUUCUCUGUACGCGGCGAUAUCUUUGGGUAUGUCCGUGGAGGAGGUCAUAGCUGACCUUGAUCGUUUCUCGAAGAAUGAAAUAGAUCCAGUCCUCCUGGAUUACAUUCAGCAGAGUGGGUCGAGGAUAGGCAAGGUUAGGCUGGUCCUACGCAGAAACAGGUACUUCGUGGAAUCGAGUGACUUGUCAUUAUUGAGAAUGAUAGAGGACAACAGCAAGAUAAGGAAGUGUAAAUUGGGUCAAAUAAUCUCUAGUAAGUGUUGGUCGGGGUGGGAAGGGCCACGUCUCGGGUAUCACAAAAACACUAGGGAAAAACAUAACCCUCAUUUUACUUCGCGAAUAAUGUAUGCCGUGAAAAACGCGUUGUCUUUAGCGACGACGGCUGAGACCAAUCCGGGGGCUGCCAACGCCUCUACUGGCGAUAAGAUGGCUGCGCAAGUCGUGCACAUGUUUGAGAUCAACUCGGCUGAUGUGGAAACUGUGAAGGCAACUGCGUAUCGCGAGAUUCGGAUACCGCUACUGGAGGAGUAUGAUUUUCGUGAUGACGAUGACUCCAAUUACAUCAACAUGCAGUUUAGGCCUACUACGAUCGUCCGACCAUAUCAAGAAAGGUCUCUGCAUAAGAUGUUCAGUGGCAGUCGAGCCAGGAGCGGUAUGAUAGUGUUACCAUGCGGUGCUGGUAAAACACUGGUGGGAAUUACAGCAGCGGCUACAAUGAAGAAACGAACGAUGGUCUUGACGACUACGGCUGUGGCGGUGGAUCAGUGGAAGCGGCAAUUCGAGCUCUUCUGUUCGAUCUCGCCUGAUGACGUCAUCACGCUAACAGCUGAGAACAAGCAACCGAUACCAGAAGAUCGGCCGUGCAUUCUCAUCAGCACGUACAGUAUGUUCUCAGUAUCAUAUGAGAGGAUGUCUCGAGCAUCGAAGGCGGUCUUUGAGUCCGUCACCAAGCUAGAAUGGGGUCUGCUCGUGGCUGACGAGGUCCAAGUGAUGCCGGCUAAAACAUUCCGUUCGGUGGCGACCACGGUUCGAGCCCACUGCAAACUUGGCCUGACUGCGACCCUUGUUCGAGAAGAUGAGCUCGUCGAGGAUCUGCAGUACCUCAUCGGCCCCAAGCUGUAUGAGGCGAACUGGCAGGAGCUCGUCAAUGCAGGCUACUUGGCUCGGGUCCAGUGUAUCGAGGUGUGGAGUGAGAUGCCUCCUCUGUUUUGGAAGGCAUAUUUGGAGACCAACACAUACCACGUGAAAAGGGCCUUGUAUACAUCUAAUACCAACAAGUUGAUGGCAUGCGAGUACCUUGUUGCACUGCACGAAUCUCGAGGAGACAAAAUAAUCGUCUUCUGCGAUAACGUGGUGUUGUUGAAGGAGAUGGCUCAGAAGACCAGAAAGGCCUUUAUAUGUGGCAGUGUCAGCAUGGCUGAGCGAAUGGCUUGCAUUAGAUGUUUCCAGCAUAGUGAUAAGAUCAACUGUAUCUACCUUUCCCAGGUCGGUGACAACGCCAUUGACAUACCCAACGCCAACGUGGUCAUACAGAUCAGCUCACAUUAUGGCAGUAGACGGCAAGAAGCUCAGAGGCUUGGACGAAUCCUUCGACCGAAGGCUUACCGCGAUGACGCCGGCUUUAAUGCAUACUUCUAUUCGCUGGUCUCGAAGGACACACCUGAAAAGGAGUAUGCAUUGAAACGGCAGAAGUAUCUGGUUGAUCAGGGGUAUAGUUUCAAGGUCAUCGCUGACUUUGACGAGUCAGUACGGAAAUCGGGGCUUAAGUUCGCCUAUAGUGGUCCCGAGGCAGAACAGCACGUCCUUGAAAUGGCCCUUGUUGCCGGCGGAAGUGGCGGGGAGUCUGCGAGAGAGGAAGAACAAAAUCUCAGUAUAUGCGACUCUAAGUUCACGGUUACGGCCGAGGAUGAGAAGCAGUACUUGGAUCGGUAUACCUCGUUGGCGGACUUAUCGGGCGGAGGUGCUGGUGGAGGCUACUACCAGCCGAGUGGCGCUCUGCCGUAGGGCCUUAUCCACAUUAUAGCUAUACGUU
Perkinsus marinus ATCC 50983 is the source of this 2419-nucleotide messenger RNA. Its product is annotated as DNA repair helicase, putative. The record is from RefSeq and is a predicted model, not a curated record. NCBI's taxonomy places the organism in Eukaryota, Perkinsozoa, Perkinsida, Perkinsidae. Gene Ontology annotation, molecular function: ATP binding; DNA binding; 3'-5' DNA helicase activity. The transcript is spliced from 21 exons. Gene Ontology annotation, cellular component: transcription factor TFIIH holo complex; nucleotide-excision repair factor 3 complex; transcription preinitiation complex. Gene Ontology annotation, biological process: nucleotide-excision repair; transcription initiation at RNA polymerase II promoter. Bases 1 to 2391 code for a protein of 796 amino acids.